ACACUCAAAGUUUCCACUGUUUUUCACACUGCACAACUUUCCUGUCCAGCUGCUACCUCUGAGGACCGAGGACGCCGUUCAGGCCCACAAGACUAUGGUGACCACUGACCCCCACGAAAACCAGGACCUGGUGGUCCCUCCCCAGGUCCAGGAGCCGCAGGAGCCGCUGAAAGACCAGAAGAACCCAGAGAAACCGACCUUGGACAUGGCUGGAUUUGACCUGGAGAAGAUGGGUCAGGAACCUGUCAACCCCAUCACGGUCCUCACUUUACUGGACAAGCUGGUCAACAUGCUGGACGUCGUGCAGGAGAACCAGCACAAGAUGGAGGCGCACCAGGUUGAGAUGGAGGGCGUGGUCAGAGGGAUCCAGGCUGACAUGUUCAAACUAUCCAAGAGUCACACUCACACCUCCAACACCGUCAGCAAACUGCUAGACAAGAGCCGCAAACUUUCCGUCACCAUGAAGGAGGUACGUGACAAGAUGGAACGUCAGGGUGCACAGGUAAAGAAGCUGGAGGCCAACCACGCCCACCUGGCCAACAGAAACCUCUUUAAAGUCCUUAUCUUUCAGGAGGAGAACGAGAUUCCCUCCAGUGUCUUUGUGAAGGAUCCUCCACCAUUCCCUCGUGAUGAGAUUCUAGAAGAAGGGGAGGAGCCAGCACCAGGGGUUGAAGGUGAUCAGCCCUCGGAGGGUGGCCUCCAUACCAUCGACUUAUCAUCUGACGAGGAUGUGGGUCUGGAGGAGGAUCUGGAGGAGGAGAUGUGGCCUCAUGACCUGGAGAACAUGGAAAAGUCCAGAGCUGAGAAACUGAAACGCUCCAGUUUGAAGAAGGUUGACAGCCUGAAGAAGGCGUUUUCACGACAAAACAUUGAGAAAAAGAUGACAAAGAUUGGAACCAAAAUUGUUUCGGCUGAGCAACGAGAGAAGAUCAAACAGAAAACAUCCAGCCUGAAGGUGUCCCCUCUGACCUUUGGCAUCAAAAAGCCUCACAACAACUCUGACUCCCAGCCUCCUGAAGAACAUCCCGACCAGAUGAAGGAGAUUGCACUCCCUGAAGAGGACAUCCGACUGUCCUCGCCGGGCAGCGAUGAGCAGGAGGUUGUCUUCACAGAGGUCCAAAACCAGGCAGCGCCGGCAGAGCAGCAGGAGGAAGAGCCUUCGUGUGUGAACGUCAGCACGACAUCUGAAGGCAUCAGUGAGGAGUAUGCUAUGUCUACUACACUGCCUCAGGUGCAGGAACGCAAGGAGGAGCCUUCAGCAUCACUUGAGAAAUAAGAGUUUGUUCACAUGUUCUGUCAACGCAAUGCUAACAUGCACACAAAACAGUGUUGUCGUAUCUAGCACAAAAACACUGGAGCGAACCUUGUUAGAAAGUGGUACCUCGGUUUUCGUAUACCCCACAUUUUUGGGUGAUUCGGUCUUUGGCAAAAAUGUUGGCUAAAAUUGUUGCCGGUUUUCGUAUACUGUAUGGCCAAACAUUCGGUUUUAACAAGCAUGGGCGAAUUUGGACAAACAUUUUAUAGCAAUCCGUGCGCAGAUAUGUGCCGGCUACCCCUGCAGACAUAACAUAAUCCUGCCUUGCGCUGGCUGUGUCACUAUAGCUUUUUUUUUCCUAUCUCCGAAUUUCUUUGCACCACCUAUUUUUUACUUUCGUUCUCCAUUUUCUCUAUUUCUUUCCCCGCUGCAAAAAAAGUAUUAAUAGGGGUUAGUGCAUGUGCCUCACAAUACAAUACCUGAGUAGUCCUGAGUUCGAUCCCGGGCUCGGGAUAUUUCUGUGUGGAGUUUGCAUGUUCUUCCCGUGACUGCGUGGGUUCCCUCCGGGUACUCCGGCUUCCUCCCACCGCCAAAAACAUGCACCCGGGGAGAGGUUGAUUGGCAACACUAAAUUGGCCCUAGUGUGUGAAUAUGAGUGUGAAUGUUGUCUGUCUAUCUGUGUUGGCCCUGUGAUGACCUGGCGACUUGUCCAGGGUGUACCCCGCCUUCCGCCCGAAUGCAGCUGAGAUAGGCUCCAGCACCCCCCCGCGACCCCCAAAAAAAGAGACAAGCGGUAGAAAAUGGAUGGAUGGAUGGAAAUGUAAAAAAAACGGCUGUCCAUUGACCCAUUAGUAAUUGGCACCCUGGGAAAACUCCAAGAUGGCCAAUGCACCCCUGGUAACAAGGUAGUCCAUUGGGCCACGUGUCAUCACACAAAUUCAAGUGUCCAAUAAUCCACUAAGGGACUAAAGAAAGUUGUGAUUGCCAGCACUUUAAAAAGAAGGUGAGAAACACUAAUGAAACCAAGAACUCCAUUUCCUUCCAUUACCGUCUUUGCCAAGAAGAGUUUUUAAUUAAGGCAAAAGUAAUGUUAAAUUUGAAUUUGUCCAUUUCAUUCCUCAUUUAUUAUUGAAUUUCACAUGGUUUUUGCAUGCAAAAGUAUAAAUAUUCUCUAUGAAAAUUGUGUUCAUAUUUGUGGGUGUUGGGAAUGGAUUAAUUGAAUUUACAUUACUUUUUUGGAGAACAUUGUUUUUUGUACGAUUUUGGUUUUGGUCAGAUCUUUUGGAACUAAUUACUAAGGAAAACUGAGGUACCACUGUAUUCAUGCUGUUAUUAACUAAAGCACUUUCACAUUCUUAGCAUUUAUAUACCUUAAAAAAUACUAAUUGAAUUCAACAUUUUAAAUAGAUCCAAAAACAUAUACCCAAAACAUUACCACAAGGUUCUGACAACAUUCCAUGACAUGUCAAGAAAUAAAGAUGUGUGUCACAACAUGCUCACUUUUCAAUGGCUCGCCAUGGCUUACCGCUCACUUUGACAAACCAGUUUGAAGUGGUUUAGAUGGCUUUCACUUAUACAUUUUAACACUUUUCUUACAUGUAUAAAAAGCUUUGCAACCAAAGAAUAUUUAGAUUUUAUUGUACCUAAAAGACAAAAAUAAACCAUUGUGACUAUCA
Molecule: messenger RNA, 2931 nt
Organism: Nerophis lumbriciformis (worm pipefish)
Lineage: Eukaryota; Metazoa; Chordata; Actinopteri; Syngnathiformes; Syngnathidae
Gene: cavin2b
Product: caveolae associated protein 2b
Cellular component (GO): caveola; cytoplasm
Molecular function (GO): protein kinase C binding
Source: RefSeq, a predicted model, not a curated record